This is a messenger RNA of Thamnophis elegans (Western terrestrial garter snake), 919 nucleotides long. RefSeq names its product gem nuclear organelle associated protein 7 (gene GEMIN7). The record is from RefSeq and is a predicted model, not a curated record. NCBI's taxonomy places the organism in Eukaryota, Metazoa, Chordata, Lepidosauria, Squamata, Natricidae. Gene Ontology annotation, cellular component: SMN-Sm protein complex. Gene Ontology annotation, biological process: spliceosomal snRNP assembly. Bases 174 to 677 code for a protein of 167 amino acids. The transcript is spliced from 2 exons.
GACGAAAAGCUCAGGCUUUCUUAGCUCACUUUCCCAAGGCUACGUAAGGGAUGGCUGACGCAUGCGCCUUACUCGUCUCCCGGCUCAUUAGUCUAAAGCCAUAGAUUUGGCAGUCCUCCUCUGGCCAGAGAGGACCUUAGUUUAAGCGAUCGGCUUAAAGGAAGAGCUUUAGAAUGUUUCCGGGCAAAGAGGUCACGCCGCUUCUCCUCACCGUUAUCCCGUCGCCUCAGGAGGAGCGAAUUGGAGGCUGUCAUGAGGAGCUAAUUCCAGCCAGGCCCGCGCAACAGGAAUCGACAAUGGCGGUGCCCGUAGCUGUCCUGCGCCUACCCCGUGGACCCGACGGGCCAAGUCGCGGUUUUGAUCCCAACUCCCCUCGCUUCCAGGCUCUGGGGCCCAGCAGCCUGCCUACCAGAGCAUUCAAGGACCCAGCUAACCUGGAGCAGGAGCAAGAAGCACGGGUCGCUCUGCGGGAACGCUACUUGCGCAGCCUCCUGGCCAUGGCUGGGCAGCCGGUGAACUUCGCCAUGUACGAGAAGGUGGACGUCACGGCCUUAUUCAGAGCCUCGGACAUCGACAUCCUGAACUUCCAGGUUUCUCAGCUUCAGACUCCACUGGGGAUUCAGAGGGAAGCCCUCCUGCGUUGCUCGGACAUGAUCGCGUAUUCCUUUGAAGUCUGAAGGACGGCCUCUUUGGAUAGGAGAGCCUCGGGUUAUGGCAGAGACUCAGACUUGCGUCCGGUCACUUUUUGUUUUUGAAUCGCAGCUCUUAAAAUAAAUUCCGACAUCCACAGCAAACAAAGCCAUCGGGAUUUCUCUGUAAGAUCAGAGCAGCCGGAUCUCCGAUUCAUCUACAGCAGGGGUGUCGAACUCGAUUUCAUUGAGGGCCGCAUCAGCUUUAUUUUUGACCUUGGGGAGCCAGG